Trichoderma breve is the source of this 1371-nucleotide messenger RNA. RefSeq lists its product as uncharacterized. Gene Ontology annotation, molecular function: protein binding. The coding region runs from base 1 to 1371 and encodes 456 amino acids. The record is from RefSeq and is a predicted model, not a curated record. Lineage: Eukaryota; Fungi; Ascomycota; Sordariomycetes; Hypocreales; Hypocreaceae. The transcript is spliced from 8 exons.
AUGGAUACCAAUCCCGACCUAUCCUCGAUUGAACUACCUCGAUCCGUUGAAGAAGAGGUAAAACAAUUUUUAAAUGGAGACCAAAACCAGCCUGCCUUUGAUCAAGUAACCCAUCUCUUGUUCCUUUACGAGAAAGGCAAUUAUGAUGAGGCACGAAAAAUAUUGGUUGGCGGCCUCGACGCGUGCAAGAAGCUGAAGCUAGAGUCUGAAUCCGAUGAAAUCGAUGUCAUCCACGCCCAUAUGCUAAAUACUAGUGCUAUUCUUGAUGAUUGUGGAGGAUAUUUUGACUCCCAAAUUGAGAAGCUCAAAGAGGUCCUGGAAAUCUGGAAACGCGUGCUUGGCGAAUAUCACGAAGAGAUUUCUGGUGUUCUCAAUAACUUGUGUCUAGCAUACGAAAGCGCUAUGCAGUUCCAAACAUCAUUGGGGGGGCCAUACCUGGUGACACUUUACUCGGACAUAGUAACCCAGGAGGCUCUUCCAGCGGUUCCGCAGUUUCUGUUGCGGCCGGUUUCACUCCAUGGUCUAUUGGGCCUUGGGGGAAUGGCUAAAACAGCACAAGAUCUUGCUGCGCUGACUGAGAUUCUCUUUCUUACAGUGCCUGGCAGUCCAAUGGCCGGAAAGAGCUUAAUAGCAGACUUUUCGAGUUCUCUCGAUGGACUCCGUCUAGGGUUUGUCGAACCGAAUGAUUGGAUGUUCUCUUCAACGAUUCUUGAGCCAGACGAAACGUACCUGCAGCAGCGACGAGACCAUUGGAACCACGCAAUGAACGAGUUGAAUCGCCUGGGAGCGAAGAUCAUUUGUCCGAUUAAGAUCAAGAAGACUUCCGAGUACACCUUCGAAGGCAAGAGCAGCUACCAAGUGAUUCGUUAUGGCGGCUGGAAGCGUAUCGUAGCCGAUUAUCUAGAUAAUUUGGCAGAGAGUAAGGUCCACUCACUCGAAGAUAUUGUAGAAUUCAGCAAACAGAACCCUGACCUGGAGUUUUCUGACGUUUGCCCGAAUCAAGACUCUUUGCUUAAUGUAUUAAAGUACGAUAUUCCUGCCUCUGUAGUGGAUGAUGCUGUCAGAGAUGUCCGCCAAGCCGCUGGUCCCGAGGGUAUAGACCGCGUACUGAAGGAGUAUUGCAUCGACGCUAUCAUAGCACCGACUGAUAGUGAUAUCCAUAAGCUCGCGUCCUUUUCAGGUUAUCCUAUGGGCACUAUGCCACUAGGCUAUCUGCUUCCUAUUGGGCGCCCUCAUGGGUUAAGCAUCUUCACAUCCAAAUACAAUGAUUCAUUGAUACUGAGAAUCAUGCACGUGUAUGGGACAAAGUCAUUUACUCGGAAGAUACCAUCUCAGCUGGAAGCGAAUUCAGUCGGAAAGGUCUGUAUUUGA